CGAAAUUGGACCUACCUAACUGGAUCAUAUGUCCUAGGUAUAUGUAUUCGUCUACAAUUUCGAGUGCAGCGUUCUCAACUAUAACUGGGUGGAGCGAUACAUGAGCAUUACACAUUAUUUUUGGGUGUAAGGGGGAGGCUAGUACCAGUCAGUCUCCCCAACUGCCAACCUCACCUGCUCGUGGUGCACCCUGCAGAUGGACCGACGAGGCUCUGGCGACCGACGAAUGGCGGUAUAUCCAUUCCCACAGGCUAGAUUACGAAAUGCCUCAGGCCGGUGUCGGGCAGCAGCGACACCGGCGCGAGUAAUCUAGCACUGCGCUGACCAACCCGCAUGCCCAGCGUGGUCAGUACUGGGCAAAACUUUGUAUGGACGGCAAAAACAAAACACAGCCCCUAGUCCCCGGCAGCCCCGCUAUUCCUGGCUCUGGCAGCGGUUAUGGUAACGGCGGGGCAAGGGGUGUUAAGAAUCUCCGGCAGAGAUUCCGCUGCCAACCCCGACGACUAGACCUGGCAACAUACAACGCACGCACUUUGAGGUCCGACGAAAAGGUCAUCGAGCUGGAAGAAGUUAUGAGCAAGUUGCACUGGGAUAUCAUAGGAUUGUCUGAAGUCCGAAGAGAGGGGGAGGGCUCGAUAAUCCUUGAAUCCGGCAACAUGCUCUACUACCGGGAGGGCGACCAACAGUCCCAGGGUGGUGUCGGAUUUAUCGUUCACAAGUCCCUCGUGAACAAUGUUGUAAAAGUCGAGAGUGUGUCGAGCAGGGUAGCGUUCCUGGUCCUCCGAAUUACCAAACGGUAUUCGUUGAAGGUUAUACAGGUUUACGCACCGACCUCGACACAUCCCGACGAGGAGGUAGAGGUAUUGUAUGAGGAUAUUUCUAAAGCCAUACAUGCCUCAAACUCUUAUUACAAUGUUGUGAUGGGGGAUUUUAACGCAAAGCUGGGCGAACGUAGCGGUUCAGAGUUGAAAGUGGGACGAUUUGGAUAUGGGCAACGGAACGAUAGGGGCCAAAUGUUGGCUGACUUCAUGGAGAAGGAGGGCCUCUUUAUGAUGAACUCCUUCUUCAAGAAGCCACCACACAGGAAAUGGACCUGGAUGAGCCCCGAUGGUUCCACGAAAAACGAGAUCGACUUCAUCUUGUCUACCAGACGGCAAAUAUUCAACGAUGUUUCUGUGAUCCAUAGGGUGAAAACCGGUAGCGAUCACCGAAUGGUUAGAGGCACGUUGAAUAUCAACAUUCAGCUGGAACGGUAUCGACUGGUGAAGUCUACGCUCCGACCUACUCGUGCCCAUAUUCAAAACCCCGAGUCCUUUCAACUAGAACUGCAGAACCGCUUUGAUUGCCUAGCAAAUUGCGAAACUGUGGACGAUCUGAACAACAGGUUCGUGGAAACUGUCCAUUCCGUUGGGUCUAAGUUCUAUAAGACCCAAUAG
Bicyclus anynana (squinting bush brown) is the source of this 1436-nucleotide messenger RNA. RefSeq names its product craniofacial development protein 2-like. NCBI's taxonomy places the organism in Eukaryota, Metazoa, Arthropoda, Insecta, Lepidoptera, Nymphalidae. The record is from RefSeq and is a predicted model, not a curated record. Gene Ontology annotation, biological process: chromatin remodeling. Gene Ontology annotation, molecular function: catalytic activity. The transcript has 2 exons. The coding region runs from base 369 to 1436 and encodes 355 amino acids. Gene Ontology annotation, cellular component: nucleus.